Molecule: messenger RNA, 1521 nt
Organism: Lontra canadensis (Northern American river otter)
Lineage: Eukaryota; Metazoa; Chordata; Mammalia; Carnivora; Mustelidae
Gene: CUNH1orf74
Product: chromosome unknown C1orf74 homolog
Exons: 2
Coding region: 210-1001 (263 amino acids)
Source: RefSeq, a predicted model, not a curated record
GGGAUUUCCAGUGUUGCGGCGGAGCGUUCUGGUUUCGGCGUUUUCUCGGCAGCUCACAGGAAACGGGCGGGCGCUUCUGAGCCCGCGAACCUGCGGCGGAAGUGGAAGCCGAAAGCCCUUCCUCAAGUGCCUGGAGCUCAGAGAUGCGGCCCAGGGGAGGGGACUGUAGCUAGGUAAGGAGGCCAUGCUUGCUGUUGCUUCCAGAUUCCAUGUCAGCACCGAGUCCUCAGAUGCUGGUGGCAGCUGCUCAGCAGACCUUGGGCAUGGGAAAGAGACGGUGCCCACCCCGAGCUAUCUGCCUUCACCUAGCUGGAGAGGUGCUGGCUGUGGCCCGGGGACUGAAGCCAGCUCUGCUCUAUGAUUACAGUUGUGCAGGGCCAUCAGAGCUCCAGAGCUAUCUGGAGGAACUGCAGGGCCUGGGCUUCCUCACCCAGGGACUUCAUAUCUUCGAGAUUGGAGAAGACAGCUUGAUUGUCAGUCCUGAGCACGUAUGUCAGCACUUGGAGCAGGUGCUGCUUGGUACCAUAGCCUUUGUGGAUGUUUCCAGCUCCCAACCUCACCCUUCUAUUUGCUCCCUGGACCAGCUUCAGAAUUUGAAGACCCUAAUGGCUGAGAUCAUCGUGCAUUUGCAAGGGCUGCAGAGGGACCUAUCCCUGGCAGUCUCCUGUAGCAGACUUCAUUCCUCAGACUGGAAUCUCUGUACUGUGUUUGGGAUCCUCCUGGGCUAUCCUGUUCCGUAUACCUUUCGUCUGAACCAGGGAGACGACAACUGCUUAGCCUUGACCCCACUACGGGUGUUCACUGCCCAGAUCUCAUGGCUUCGUGGUCAUCCCCCCGUCUUGCUCUAUUCCUUUAGUGUCCCAGAAAGCCUGUUCCCAGCCCUGAGGGAGAUUCUAAAUACUUGGGAGAAGGACCUUAGAACUCGAUGUAGGACUCAGAAUGACUUUGCCGACCUGAGCAUCUCCUCUGAGAUAGUCACGCUGCCAGCAGUGGCUCUCUGACUUUAACUCUUCUCUCAUGCAGAAGGUACUCAGUAAAUAAUCAGCUCUGGCUGAAGGAUGGCAUCUCAAGUACCAAUUCAGAGCAUCUUGAAAACACCGGGGGCAGGGGGGUGGUGCUAUAAUCAGUUGUCCACAUCGCAGUGGGCAUGGGAUUAGUGGUGGCGGCAUUGGUUGUACAUUUACCAUUUCUGUACUAAGGAGUCCUCUUGACUUUGCUGAGAUAUCUGCUGAUUUUUCCACUGGGUAGGAGAUAGAAGAAGAGAGAUUGUGGAGAAGGGCGGUGGAGGACAAGUGUAUGUUCUUGUGUGGUAACUGUAAAUACACCUGCCCUUGUGGGUGGUGUCUGCCAGAAAGUAGAAGACUAGGCGGGUUUUACCGCAUGUUUAUAUACCACCAACUGAAUUGGACUAGGGAGGAUAGACGAGGAUGCUCACAUGUCUUACAUGUGUGAUGUGAAUUGUCAUUCCGGAGUAAACGAAGAGUUCUGAGGAACAGAGACUAUUAGAUGAAGUUUUUAUUU